Molecule: messenger RNA, 701 nt
Organism: Staurois parvus
Lineage: Eukaryota; Metazoa; Chordata; Amphibia; Anura; Ranidae
Source: the annotation of a GenBank genome assembly
AUAUUACUUUUCAAAAGGGGUGUAUUCAUUUUUGCCAAACACUGUAUAAAUAUAUACACUAUAUUGCCAAAAGUAUUGGGACACCCUUCCAAAUCUUUGGAUUCAGGUGUUCCAAUUGCCUCCAUGGUCACAGGCAUGCAGACUGCUUCUACAAACAUUUGUGAAAGAAUGGGUCACUCUCAGGAGCUCAGUAAAUUCAAGCGUGGUACUGUGAUAGGUUGCCACCUGUGCAAUAAGUCCAUCCGUGAAAUUUUCUUGCUACUAAAUAUUCCACGGACAACUGUUAGUGGUAUUAUAACAAAGUGGAAGAAACUAGGAAAUACAGAAACUCAGCCACAAAGUGGUAGGCCACGUAAAAUGACAGAGUGGGGUCAGUGCAUGCUGAAGUGCGCAAAAGACACCAACUGUCUGCAGAGUCAAAAGCUAAAGACCUCCAAACUUCAUGUGGUCUUCAGAUUAGCACAACAGCGCGUAGAGAGCUUCAUGGAAUGGGUUUCUAUGUCCAAGCAGCUGCAUCCAAGCCUUACAUCACCAAGUGCAAUGCAAAGUGUUGAAUGCAGUGGCGUAAAGCAUGCCACCACUGGACUCUAGAGCAGUGGAAGCGUGUUCUCUUGAGUGACGAAUCACACUUCUCUAGCACUCCAAGAAACGUGUCUGGGUUUGGUGAUUGCUAGGAGAAUUGCACUUACCUGACUGAAUUG